GCAGUUUUUAGUGAAAGGGAAGUGUUUCUUUCAGAAAUUAGACAAAAGAUUUUUGCCUAAAUGCACGUUUUACCUAUAUUUUGAGCGGUUUUUUGCUUAAAAAUGAAGAGAAAUGCUUCAAAAAGAAAAGAGCCGUCAACCUCUGAGGCUAGUCCUGUCGGUGAAUCAUCUAAAAAGAAAAAGAGAUUACAAACCAAAUCACCUCAGAAUCCUGCAACAGUUGUGGAAGAAUCUACACCUGAAGUUUACAAGAAGCCAUCCGUAGUGCUAUCAGAACAUCUUGGUAUGAAAUUGAAUUUCUCAAUCCCACCAGAAGAAGAAAAUGAUAUGACAUACAAGAAAUUCUUACGUCUUGUUCAUAAGCAAAUUGCUGCAGCGAAUACUGGCUUUCCUAAUUCUAAAAUCAUUGCACUUGUUGGAGCUGCAUGGAAAGAUUACAAAGCUGAAAUGAUGGGAAAAGAUCUUGAAAAAGAAGCAGAAGAAGCAAGUGCAAAGAGUGGAUCAAAUCCAGGCACUCCUGAAGUUGAACCAGAACUUGAAGAGGCUGCAGAUGAUCUUGAUGUUGAAGAGGAGAAACCAGAGGGAAGGAAGACCACUAAAAAAAAGCGAACAAUAGCACCAAUCAGGAUUAAAAUUACAAAAAUGUCUGUUAGUCAAAAACUACAGAAAUCAUUGGAACAGUCAGAUGAUUCAAAUAAUGAGUUCAUUUCUGAGAGCGAAGAAAUCCCAAUUGUGAAAAAAUUAAAGAAUCGUACAGUUCAAGAACUGGGAGAUGACACAGAUAGAUCCAGUGAUGCUGGAAGCACAAGUAGUCGGACUACAAAACGGAAAAAGACCAUCAAGAAAAAGAAAUUAAUUGAAGUAGAUUCUGGUGAUGAGAAAGAUGAGAAACCAAAGAAAAAGAAAGCAAAAACAAAUGAAAAAGUAAAAGCAAAGAAAGGAAAGAAAAAAGUUGUUAAAAGAAGACGUUUAAAGCAAGAUCAGGAAGAUGACGAAGAUGAUGAUGAGGAAGAGAAUGAUCAACAUCAGGAUUAUUGUGAAGUGUGCGAAGAAAGUGGUGAAUUAUUGUUAUGUGAUACUUGUACAUUGUCCUUUCAUUUGCAAUGUCUUGAUCCACCAUUGGAUGAAGCCCCUGAGGGAGAAUGGAGUUGUCCUAAAUGUGAAGACGAAGAGGCGGAAAUUGAAUCAGAUGUCCAUUUUGAUUUUUGCCGUGUGUGUAAAGAUGGUGGUAAUCUAUUGUGUUGUGACUCUUGUCCGUCCUCGUAUCACAUUCAUUGUCUUAAACCACCCUUGAAACAAAUUCCUGAAGGAGAUUGGCGAUGUCCCAGAUGCAAGAUCACUCCACUGGAAGGAAGAGCAUCAAAGAUUUUGUUUUGGAGAUUUGUGAAAAUACCUGGCGAAGUACCAGCAGACAAGAAUAAUGAAGUCACAAUUGUGAGUGAUGUUAAACCAACGGAACAUGUCGUUCGCCAGUUUUUUAUCAAAUGGCAUGAGAAGUCCUACUGGAAAUGUUCGUGGGUAGAUGAAAUUCAGUUGGAAGUUCAUCAUCCAGGUUUGCUUGGAGCUUAUGUUCGCAAGAACGACAUGUCAGCGAACCCUCAGCUGGAUCUUGACGAUGUGGAUUGUGAUGAUAUCAUUCAUUUACACGAAGCACGAAAUAAGGUCGAGGAGAAAGAUCUGGAAGCAAGAUUUUACCGAUAUGGUGUUCGUCCUGAGUACCUUCAAAUUCAACGCAUAUUGAACUGCAGGAACGAAAGAGGAAAGACAACGUAUCUUGUCAAGUGGCAAGAGCUUCCUUAUAACUUGAGUACAUGGGAGGAUCCUCAGGAUGAGGCCAAUAAUCAAAUAGGUAACUUCAAUGAACACAUUGCAAAAUAUGAGAAGUUUCGGGAAGGUUAUGAGAAGACUAAGAGAAGCAAGAAAUCAAAAAAGACAAAACCCACAUCUGAUUGUAAACGCAAGUAUCCAGUACAGCCAGACUUCAUCACAAACACUGGUGGAACUUUACACAAAUACCAAAUGGAAGGAUUGAAUUGGUUGCGUUUUUCCUGGGCUCAAGGAACAAACACAAUUCUUGCUGAUGAAAUGGGACUGGGAAAGACAAUUCAAACGAUAUCGUUUAUAUAUUCCUUGUUUAAAGAGGGUCACUGUAAUGGUCCGUUUCUUAUCAGUGCUCCGUUAUCAACGUUGAUCAACUGGGAACGAGAAUUUGAAUUUUGGGCGCCAGAGUUAUACUGUGUGACUUACAUUGGAGAUAAAGACUGCAGAGCAGCCAUCAGGGAACACGAGUUUUCUUUUGAAGAAAAUGCUGUUCGUUCUGGAACUAAAGUGUGCCGAAUGAAGAAAGAUGCUUCGGUGAAGUUCAAUGUACUGUUGACGUCUUAUGAACUAGUGGCUAUUGACAGUGCUGUAUUACAGUCUAUAAGCUGGGCUAUACUCGUUGUUGAUGAAGCACAUCGUUUAAAGAACAACCAAUCAAGAUUCUUCCGAGUUCUGAAUGACUACAGCAUUGAUUACACUUUGUUGUUGACGGGAACUCCUUUACAGAACAAUCUCGAGGAACUCUUUCAUUUGUUGAACUUUUUGGACGCAUCUUUAUUCAACGAUAAAAACAAAUUUCUUGGUGAUUUUGAAGACGUUGCGAAAGAGGAUCAGAUCAAGAAGUUACAUGAAAUCCUGGGUCCUCACAUGCUUCGUCGUCUUAAAGCUGAUGUGUUGCAAGAUAUGCCUUCAAAGAGCGAGUUUAUUGUUCGGGUGGAGCUCAGUCCUUUGCAGAAGAAGUACUACAAGUACAUUCUUACAAGAAAUUUCGAGGCAUUGAACGCCAAAGGAUCUCAGACAGUUUCCUUGUUGAACGUCAUGAUGGAAUUAAAGAAAUGCUGUAAUCAUCCCUACCUCUUCUCCACAGCUGCCUUGGAAGCAAAGAAGAGUGAGAAUGGUCAUUUUGAAGUGAAGGAACUAACGGAAGCAUCGGGGAAGUUUGUUUUGUUGGCGAAAAUGUUAAAGAAGUUAAAAUCACAAGGACAUCGUGUCUUAAUAUUCUCACAGAUGACACGAGUGUUGGAUCUUUUGGAAGACUUUUUGGAAGGUCAUGGUUAUCAAUAUGAACGAAUUGAUGGAAAUAUAACUGGUCAGAUGAGACAAGACAGUAUUGAUCGAUUUAAUGCUCCAGAGGCUGAAGCAUUUUGUUUCUUGUUAUCAACCCGAGCUGGAGGACUGGGUAUUAACCUCGCUUCCUCGGACACAGUAUUUAUCUUUGACUCGGACUGGAACCCUCAUAAUGAUAUUCAGGCAUUCAGUCGAGCUCACCGUAUUGGGCAGAGCAAUAAGGUCAUGAUCUACCGUUUCGUGGCGCGCUCGACUGUUGAAGAACGCGUGACUCAAGUCGCUAAGAAGAAAAUGAUGUUGACGCAUCUGGUUGUACGACCUGGUCUGGGAUCUAACAAAGGAGCCAGCAUGUCUAAGAGAGAGUUGGAUGACAUCUUAAAGUUUGGAACAGAGGAGUUGUUUAAGGACGAUAACGCAAAAGAUGGGGAAUCAGGCGACACAGGUUCGAUUCAUUAUGAUGAUGCUGCUAUUGAUAAUCUUCUGGACAGAAAUCGUGAGGGAUUGGAAGAGAAAGCAUUGUUGGCCAACGAAUAUCUUGCCUCUUUCAAGGUUGCCAGUUAUAUUGUGAAACAAAACGAAAAGCAAAAUGAAGUUGAAGUCAUCAAAGAAGCUGAGAAACCUGAUCCAGAGUAUUGGGAAAAAUUAUUACGUCAUCAUUAUGAACAACAACAGGAGGAUAUCCAAUCAAAACUUGGAAAAGGAAAAAGAAUUCGUAAACAGGUGAAUUACCUUGAUUCCCAUGUGGACGAUGGUAGAGACAAAGCGUGGACAGCAGGGACAUUCUCUGAUGGUGAAGAUGGUUUGGAUGAUGAAGAUGAUUACAGUAAAAAGCAUGAAGGACAAGGUCGUUCUCGACGACUGAAACCUGACGUAGAUUAUGUCCCACCGUUGUUAGCCAAGGUCAAUGGAAACCUUGAGGUUUUCGGAUUUAAUAUCCGACAACGACGCGCUUUCCUGAACGCUAUUAUGAGAUAUGGAUUACCACCAAAACAAUCUUUCAGAACUCAAUGGUUUGUUCGUGAUCUUCGUGGAAAAACAGACAAAGAAGUCCAGACCUAUGUCUCAAUGUUUAUGCGUCAUCUCUGUGAGCCAACACCCGACACUAUACCAAGCUAUGCUGACGGUGUUCCCAAGGAAGGAGUCCAACGUCAUGUCGUCUUGAACAGAAUUGGUAUUAUGAGUUUAAUACGGAAGAAAGUUGAUGAAUUUUCCCCCUAUAAUAUUCUCCCAAAGCCAGCAAAUGUUUUAUCAAAGGACAACAGACAGAACAGAACAAUUGAAAUUAAAGAUACUGACGCUUCAUCAAACGGGACCGUAGAAAAACCUUCAGAACAAGUAGCUGAACAUAAACCAGGAGAAACGAAUGGUAAAAAGACAGUUGAAGAUGAAAAAUCUGCAAAUGCCCCAUCGAAAUCUGAAGAUGCAGAAACAGCUAAAUCAGACGAGAACGUUGCUGGAGAAGUUGAUGAAAAUACUGUGAAACAAGAGAAGGCUCUCGAUGAUAAAAAUCUCGCAAGUGAGCCGACAACGUCUGAUGAAAAUUCUUCAAACAAGACAAAAAGCAAUGAGAAAACCGGAGAGACGGAAGACAGCGCGGGUUCAAGUAAAAAUGACAAAACAAACAAUACUUCGAUAGAAGAUAAAGAAGCAGAAGCCUCAAAGAAAGGCGACGCAAUUAUAACGAGCGCAAAAAAAGACGAAACUGACGCUGAUAAAAACGAUAAUAAAGCUGACCCUGAUGAAAAAGACGAUGAAGAAAAGACUAACGAUGAUAAAGCUGUUAACGAUAAAAACGAUGUCGACAAAAAUGAUGCUGACAAGAAGAUCGACGGUCGAGAGCUACCUGUGGAGAAGAAAGAUGUCUCUACGAGUACGCCUCAGCAGGAAACCUUGCAACUGGAGGCGAAAGAUCCAAGAUUUUCUUUGCUCAGCCCAGAGGAUCUUGCAAGAUUGCGAUCAAAGGAGUUUGUAUUUAAUAUUGCUGAUGGGGGUUUUACAGAGUUGCAUACAAUAUGGGAGGUCGAGGAAAGACAGAAGAGGGAUGAUAUAUGGUGGAGAAAACAUGAUUACUGGUUAUUGGCUGGAUUAGUUGUUCAUGGCUAUGGUAGAUGGCAAGAUAUUGCUAACGAUCCCAAAUUUGCCGUAAUCAACGAACCUUUCCGGCGAGUUUCACUUGAAUACAAAAACAAGUUUAUAUCCCGAAGAUUUAAGCUGUUGGAACAAGCCUUGAUCGUUGAAGAACAGAUACAAAGAGCAAAACUACUAAAUUUACACCAAGAUUCCAAACUGCCCGUCAUGGCUCUGAACUCAAAGUUUGCUGAGGUCCAGUGCUUAGCAGAAAGUCAUCAACAUCUAUCGAAGGAAUCUUUAAACGGCAACAAACCAGCCAAUGCAGUGCUUCACAAGGUUCUCAACCAGCUGGAGGAAUUACUUUCAGACAUGAAGAACGAAGUGACACGUUUACCAUCCACCUUAAUUAACCUUCCCCCAGUUUCCGCUCGGCUUCAUAUGACUGAAAGAAGUAUUUUAAACAGAUUAGCACAGAAGAAACCAGAACCUCCCACUUUACCAGAAACCUCUAAACAUUCUCACUCUACGGAGCCUAAACAGGCCUCCUCGACUUCAAGCCUUAGUAAUUUGGCUUCACCCACAGAAAACAGUGGAAAUAACCCAGCAACAACAUCACCUUCUCCAGUACAGAAACCAUCGACCUCAGAAACUUUGAAUCCACAGAACAAACCAUCCGAAAUGGAGAGUAGUUCUGCUUCGAGUGAUCCCUCAACCAUUGCUAAACAAGAAGAUACAAAGAAGUCAGACGAUAUCAUUCUUAUUGAAUAGAAACCUCUAUUUUAUAAUUGUUUGAUAUUCCUGGGACUAUUUUUGAGAUUGGAAUCUUUGGUAACUUUCAUACUCCCAAAGUAUUGUGCAAAUACCGUUGUAAAAAAUAAAAUUUACACUACACUCGAUUUAUUGACUAAAAUGGGUCCCUUGUCCAUUUCAUCCAUGCCUGGCCUGUUUUGGUACUCUGAGCACUAAUAUUGGGCAUGGGUACCCAUCUUAAUCUCGUGUCGUGGCAAUAAAUUGAGUGUAGCGUAAAGAGGCUAAAGUUUGAGUGAUCUUCCCAUUGCUGACGCAAGAAGCCGACAUUACCAGACGCAAGAAGAAAACAUUUUAGCAGACUAAGCCGUUCAGUAAUUUAUAUUGAGUUUCCGUUUGGAAAAUGUUUACUAUUUUAACGUUAAAAACCCAACAAGGAUUGAUUCAAAACACAAUUUUUUUUAGUUCUUUCCAAAUUUUUCUUUUACAUAAAAAAUAGGUACGCUAAGCGUACAUGUAUCAGGUAUAAGCAUAUAGAAGAAUUAGCCCUCAUAUAAUGCCAAAUGCUCGAACUUGUAGUCUUUGUAGAUGGUUCUCAAGGUCACCACCAACAUCAACUGGUCUUAAACGAAA
Molecule: messenger RNA, 6558 nt
Organism: Dendronephthya gigantea
Lineage: Eukaryota; Metazoa; Cnidaria; Anthozoa; Malacalcyonacea; Nephtheidae
Product: chromodomain-helicase-DNA-binding protein 4-like
Exons: 46
Coding region: 103-5946 (1947 amino acids)
Biological process (GO): chromatin remodeling; negative regulation of transcription by RNA polymerase II
Cellular component (GO): nucleus; chromatin
Molecular function (GO): ATP-dependent chromatin remodeler activity; ATP binding; chromatin binding
Source: RefSeq, a predicted model, not a curated record